Molecule: messenger RNA, 760 nt
Organism: Lactuca saligna
Lineage: Eukaryota; Viridiplantae; Streptophyta; Magnoliopsida; Asterales; Asteraceae
Source: the annotation of a GenBank genome assembly
AUGUCGACGAUUCCUCAACUUCUUCAAAUAUUUAAGGAUUCAACUUUCAAGAAUUUGCAAAUGGAAGCCACCGGAGAAGCUAAUAUCGGUAGCUUGUUGGAUAAAAUCAAACCACCGCUACUCGAAGAUGCAGGCCUUGAGGAUUGUGCACUUCCUCCGGACUCCAUACAAGAAGCCUUCCUGAAGGCGGCCACCGCAGUCCGCUCACAUAUUUUCCACGAUUCCGAUGAUGAAUCAGAAGGAGACUGCAUCAAUGAUCCAUGGCCUGGAAACGAAUCUGGAGGUGACAGACUCAUCGGAAUCACAACCGAGGCUGAUCCUCCGGGGGCUUGUGCUCCAAAGAAAGGCAGUGAAUUGCCGGAGGUGAUAGGAGACGAGGUGGUUAUAGGCGAAAGAGAGGGUACGCCGGAUAAGGUGGUGGAACCGGAGGUGCCAGAUGAGGCGGAGAAGUCAUGUGUUGAUGGACUGCAAGGAUUGAAGAUCGGAGAUACCAAUGAUAAGAAAUCUGAAACUAACAAAAAAUUGAAUGAAGAUGAAGAAGACGACGAAAAAAGAAGUCCAGUUUUGGCUGAAGUUUGUAUAUGAUUAGCGACUGUUUUACUUUUUAUGCUUGUAGUAGCAGUAAUAUCUCUAUCAAUUUUACUUUAUUGCUGUAACAUGUUGCUGCUUUGAGCCUAAGACCAUUUGCUGCGUCUAUUUUUUGUCAAAAUUUUCUUUGUUGCGUCUAGACUAUACGUUGCUAUCAAAUUUGUCACUUACC